Molecule: messenger RNA, 321 nt
Organism: Aspergillus steynii IBT 23096
Lineage: Eukaryota; Fungi; Ascomycota; Eurotiomycetes; Eurotiales; Aspergillaceae
Exons: 2
Coding region: 1-321 (106 amino acids)
Source: RefSeq, a predicted model, not a curated record
AUGAAGUUCACUGCCACCAUCGUCGCCGCCGCCCUGGCCUUCACCGGCUCCGUGAGCGCUGCCACCUGCACUCCUGGCUUGGAUUACUGCACCGAUGUGUUGCAGGAUGUUGAUGGUGCCAACAAAGAUGCUAUCAGACAGGAACUGCGAAACAAGGGCGAGGUUUUCCUCUCCAAUGCUCCUGGCGUCUGGAGCGGCCUUCUCUUCCACUGCAACAACGACCACUCGAUUAGCCUGGCGGACAAGUGCGCUGGUGGCUGUAUUAAUGCGGGCGCCGGCAAGAGCGACAUCUGCAACCACGACGCCUCGGAUUGGCUGUAA